Procambarus clarkii (red swamp crayfish) is the source of this 702-nucleotide messenger RNA. The record is from RefSeq and is a predicted model, not a curated record. Lineage: Eukaryota; Metazoa; Arthropoda; Malacostraca; Decapoda; Cambaridae.
AUGUUCUUUGUAAGAGAAGAAGCUCCUGGAACACCAAAGGCUCCUGGAAGACCAAAGGCUCCUGGAACACCAAAGGCUCCUGGAACACCAAAGGCUCCUGGAACACCAAAGGCUCCUGGAACACCAAAGGCUUCUGGAACACCAAAGGCUCCUGGAACACCAAAGGCUUCUGGAACACCAAAGGCUCCUGGAACACCAAAGGCUCCUGGAACACCAAAGGCUUCUGGAACACCAAAGGCUCCUGGAACACCAAAGGCUUCUGGAACACCAAAGGCUCCUGGAACACCAGAGGCUUCUGGAACACCAAAGGCUCCUGGAACACCAAAGGCUUCUAGAACACCAAAGGCUCCUGGAACACCAAAGGCUCCUGGAACACCAAAGGCUCCUGGAACACCAAAGGCUCCUGGAACACCAAAGGCUUCUGGAACACCAAAGGCUCCUGGAACACCAAAGGCUCCUGGAACACCAAAGGCUCCUGGAACACCAAAGGCUCCUGGAACACCAAAGGCUCUUGGAACACCAAAGGCUCCUGGAACACCAAAGGCUCCUGGAACACCAAAGGCUCCUGGAACACCAAAGGCUCCUGGAACACCAAAGGCUCCUGGAACACCAAAGGGUCCUGGAACACCAAAGGCUCCUGGAACACCAAAGGCUCCUGGAACACCAAAGGCUCCUGGAACACCAAAGGCUCCUGGAACCUAA